This is a messenger RNA of Drosophila busckii, 4330 nucleotides long. It is a transcript of the gene Polr3A, whose product is annotated as DNA-directed RNA polymerase III subunit RPC1. The record is from RefSeq and is a predicted model, not a curated record. Gene Ontology annotation, biological process: DNA-templated transcription. Bases 45 to 4196 code for a protein of 1383 amino acids. The transcript is spliced from 7 exons. Gene Ontology annotation, molecular function: DNA-directed RNA polymerase activity; DNA binding. NCBI's taxonomy places the organism in Eukaryota, Metazoa, Arthropoda, Insecta, Diptera, Drosophilidae.
UUUGUUUAAAUUUAAGAUAAUAUAAGACAUACUACCAGUACAAGAUGCCCAAAGAGCAGUUUCGCGCCUCGGCGCUUAACAAGAAAAUCUCACAUGUGCAGUUUGGAAUAAGCGGCGCGGAUGAAAUUCAACAGGAGUCGCUAGUACGAAUUAUAUCCAAGAAUCUAUAUCAGGCGCAGCGUCAGCCAGUGCCCUAUGGUGUAUUGGAUAGACGCAUGGGCAUAAGCACAAAGGAUGCGGUGUGCGAAACAUGUGGCCAAGGAUUAAACGAAUGUAUAGGACACUUUGGUUACUUGGAUUUGGCGCUGCCCGUGUUUCACAUUGGACACUUUCGCUCCACUAUAAACAUACUGCAAAUGAUUUGUAAAACCUGCGCGCAUGUUAUGCUCAAGCUAGAGGACCGUCUGUUGUAUGAAAAGAAGCUGCAUAAUCCGAAUUUCUCCUAUUUAAGUAAAAAGGCGCUGCAUGCACAGAUACUGGCCAAGGCAAAGAAGGUGACCAAGUGCCCAGAAUGUGGUUCAGCCAAUGGUGGCGUUAAAAAAGGUCCUGGUUUGCUAAAAAUACUGCAUGAUCCUUACAAAGGACGGAAAAAGGAUGCGUUGUUUAACAAUCACAUGGAUGAACUGCUGCGCUCCACUGAGCUGAACAGAGACUUGAGUCAAACGCUGAGCAAUUACAACAGCGCAGAGGAGCUAACGCCACUGAUGGUGCUGGAUCUCUUUGAGCAGAUACCACAAAGCGAUGUCGCCUUGCUAGGCAUGUGCUCACACGGUGCGCAUCCCAAGCAUUUGAUAGUGACACGCGUCUUUGUGCCACCCGCCUGCAUACGCCCCUCUGUAUUGUCCGAGGUCAAGGCUGGCACCACCGAGGAUGAUCUGACCAUGAAGCAAAGCGAGAUCCUGCUCAUCAAUGAUGUCAUACAACGACAUAUGGCUACUGGCGGUAAAAUAGAGCUGAUACAUGAGGACUGGGACUUUUUGCAGCUGCAUGUGGCCUUAUAUUUUCAUAGCGAGAUUAGUGGCAUACCCUUGAACAUGGCACCCAAGAAAACCACGCGUGGCAUAGUGCAGCGUCUUAAAGGCAAGCAAGGACGAUUUCGUGGCAAUUUGUCCGGCAAACGUGUGGACUUCAGCGGACGCACUGUAAUCUCGCCAGAUCCUAAUUUAAUGAUCAACCAGGUGGGCGUGCCAGUGCGCGUGGCCAAGGUACUCACCUAUCCAGAGCGUGUAAAUCCCGCCAAUCUCAAGCAAAUGAAGCAGCUAGUGCGCAAUGGUCCAAGCACACAUCCGGGCGCCAACUAUGUGCAGCAGCGUGGCUCCAGCUUUAAGAAGUAUCUCGCCUAUGGCAAUCGUGAGAAGGUGGCGCAGGAGCUCAAGUGCGGCGACAUCGUGGAGCGACAUCUACGUGACGAUGAUAUUGUGCUGUUCAAUCGUCAGCCCUCGCUGCAUAAGAUGUCCAUCAUGUGUCAUCGCGCCAAGGUGCAGCCUCAACGCACCUUUCGCUUCAAUGAAUGCGCCUGCACGCCCUACAAUGCGGAUUUCGAUGGCGACGAAAUGAAUCUGCAUUUGCCACAAACAGAGGAGGCACGCGCCGAGGCGCUCAUACUCAUGGGCAAUCAAUCCAAUCUGGUUACACCUAAAAACGGUGAGAUUUUGAUUGCAGCCACACAGGAUUUCAUAACGGGCGGCUAUCUGCUUACACAGAAGGAGGUCUUCCUCACCAAAGAGGAAGCCAUGCAGCUGGCCGCUUGCUUUCUGUCCAACGAGGACGCUGCCAUGCACAUACAAAUGCCACCGCCUGCCAUUUGGAAGCCACGACGACUCUGGACGGGCAAGCAAAUGUUUAGCUUGCUUAUGCGUCCAAAUUCCGAUUCACACAUCAGACUCAACAUGGUCAACAAGGGACGUAAUUAUACCAAGGACAAGGAUCUAUGCAGCAAUGAUUCAUGGGUGCACAUACGCAACUCGGAGCUGAUGUGCGGCACCAUGGACAAGGCUACGAUGGGCUCGGGCACCAAGCAAUGCAUCUUCUAUCUGCUGCUGCGUGAUUUUGGAGAAGCUCAUGCCACCAAGGCCAUGUGGCGUUUGGCUAGGAUUGCGUCGUAUUUCAUACAAAAUCGCGGCUUCUCCUUUGGCAUUAGCGACGUUACGCCCAGCGCCAAGUUGCUGCAGCAUAAGCAGGUGCUGCUGGAGAAUGGCUAUGCCAAGUGCAACUCCUACAUUGAGAUGCUCAAGGCGGGCACGUUGCAGUGCCAGCCAGGCUGCACGCCCGCGGAGACUCUGGAGGCGGUCAUGCUGCGCGAGUUGUCCGGCAUACGUGAGCAGGCGGCCAAGACCUGCUUCGCCGAGCUGCAUCCAACGAACAGUGCGCUGAUUAUGGCCUUGAGUGGUUCCAAGGGCUCCAACAUUAACAUCUCCCAGAUGAUUGCCUGUGUGGGUCAGCAGGCCAUCAGUGGCAAGCGUGUGCCCAAUGGCUUCGAGAAUCGUGCGCUCCCACACUUUGAUAGACACUCUGCUAUUCCCGCUGCUCGUGGUUUCGUUCAGAACAGUUUCUAUUCUGGUCUAACACCCACAGAGUUCUUCUUCCAUACCAUGGCUGGUCGCGAGGGUCUUGUGGAUACGGCGGUGAAAACGGCAGAGACCGGUUAUCUGCAGCGUCGUCUGGUGAAGUGUCUGGAGGAUCUAGUGGUGCACUACGAUGGAACUGUGCGUAAUGCUAUAAACGAAAUGGUUGACACUAUUUAUGGUGGCGAUGGUCUCGAUCCCGUGGCCAUGGAGACGCGCAACAAGCCUGUGGACUUGGCUCAUCAGUAUGACAAUUUGCGCGCACAAAUCGAGCAUAGAGUGGAGGAAACUCCAAUAGCCGCGGAUGAGAUACUGCCAAUGAUGGAUAUAUUGCUGCAGGGGCGCGAGUUUGCCGAAGCACGCACGGACUUCAAACUGGAUGUGAGGCAACACUUGAAGACUGUGUCCCAGCGCAUUGAGCUGCUCGAGCAACGAUUUGGCGAGAAGCACAGCGCGUUGUGCCAUCAAAUUGAGUGCCUAACAGCGGAGCAGCUGCUGGAGUUUCUGCGCCGCAUCAAUGAUCGUUACAAUCGCGCGGUGAGCGAGCCUGGAACGGCAGUGGGCGCUAUUGCAGCUCAGAGUAUCGGUGAGCCCGGCACACAGAUGACGCUGAAGACAUUCCAUUUCGCUGGCGUUGCUUCCAUGAACAUUACGCAGGGCGUGCCGCGCAUUGUGGAGAUUAUCAAUGCCACCAAGACGAUAUCGACGCCGAUUAUAACGGCGGAGCUGUGCAACAACAAGAGCAUGGAGUUUGCGCGGCAGGUGAAGGCGCGCAUCGAGAAGACUACGCUGGGCGAGCUGAGCAAGUUUGUCGAGGUCGUCUGCAGUCCGAAUAGCUGUCAUCUAGUCAUUGGCGUUGAUCUGGCGCGCAUUAAGGUGCUGGGUCUGCACAUCAAUCUGGACAGCAUAGUGGCCAGCAUAUUGAAAUCGCGUCUGCGCGUCAAGGCGACGCAGGUGCAUGCGGCGCCCAAGCGUCAGGCAAUCAUUGUACAAGUGGAGGCCACCAGAACGGCUACCAUCAACGCCGAGCUGGCACGCCUGGCCAUGACCAUACAGCAUGUGGUCGUGGCUGGCAUUCCGAACAUCGCACGCGCUGUCAUUGCGGUCGACGAUGCACACGAGCCGCCCACCUAUAAGCUUUGCAUUGAGGGCUAUGGACUGCGUGAGGUGAUUGCCACAUAUGGCGUUGUGGGCAACGCCACGCGCAGCAAUAAUAUCUGUGAGAUUUAUCAGACGCUGGGCAUUGAGGCGGCGCGCACCAUAAUCAUGAGCGAGAUAUCGGACGUCAUGGAGGGUCACGGCAUGACCGUCGAUUGGCGUCACAUAAUGCUCUUGGCCAGUCAGAUGACGGCGCGUGGCGAAGUGCUGGGCAUAACGCGUCACGGCCUGGCCAAGAUGCGUGAGAGCGUUUUCAAUUUGGCAUCGUUUGAAAAGACCGCUGACCAUUUGUUCGAUGCUGCUUAUUAUGGCCAAACAGAUGCUAUUAAUGGCGUCUCGGAGCGUAUUAUACUGGGCAUGCCGGCGGGCAUUGGCACUGGCAUCUUUAAGCUGCUGCAACGACACGAGGAUAAGGAGGUGGCGACCAUUGAGCCCACCAUCUUCAAUAGUUUGGGAUUGAAGCCACACUCGUAGCACUCGCCUCGCUGGCUCUAAGCCACAACCGCCUGCCUUGGUAGUUCCUUUAAGUUAUUGUUAACGUUGAUCUAGUUAAUAGUUUACCGUUAGACGCUUAUACAAUUGUUAGAUAGACAGACUGUUUUUCAAUU